Molecule: messenger RNA, 8521 nt
Organism: Apis laboriosa (Himalayan honeybee)
Lineage: Eukaryota; Metazoa; Arthropoda; Insecta; Hymenoptera; Apidae
Product: titin-like
Exons: 3
Coding region: 90-5306 (1738 amino acids)
Source: RefSeq, a predicted model, not a curated record
AAAUAUUCCAAACUUUCUAAUCUCAACAAAUUAUCGAUACAGAUCCGUUCAAGCAACCAUGCUACCAAUUCCAUCAAGAGGAUGUAUACAUGGCGAAUCACCAGUACCAACCAAACCCCAUGCAAAACCCGAAAAGCUCUUACCUGCCAAUAUUUCAACAAACAUAUCCCAAUAUACCUACAUCUACAAACGUACAAACACAACCAAAUUACACUAUCCUCCCACAAAAUGUUCUUGACCAGAUACGCAACUGCGUGAAUGGGGCGAGUUCCAUAUUUAUUCUGCCGGCCACCUGUCACCAACAAGCCAGUCAAACCGCUCAAGGAAACCCAAUACACCAGCAGACAACAGCACAAUUGACGAAUGUCAAUCCAUCACAACCAAUCUCCUAUCCACCCUCCUUCUAUCCCUAUCCUAUCCCUAUGCCUAUCUACAACUCGUUUGGACAACCUCGCGUUCAUUGCUCGCAUUGUUGGCAAAACAGACAAGCAACCGGCAAGGGCUAUCCCCACGGAUGCUGCUGCCACAUGCUCAAGGUAGAGGAGGAGCAUCAUUGCACACCUACAGACGAUGACACUAUUUGCUCGAAACGGAACUGUCCAGCUUCCAUAAGUCUUCAAGCAUUGGCAUCGCAAUUUUUGACACUUCCAGGGAUUAUAUCUUGUUGCGCUACACGUUUGAUCCUGAGGAGAAUACCUGGCUCUAAUAUAACGACCACCAUGGAGGAGACGAUGGAGAAGGCCCAAAUGUGUCUAAAUACCCUUAACAAGGAACAGUUGCUGUCCGAAGCGAGGAGCGCGCAGCAGUUGAACGCUUUGAUCAAUCUCCAUAUGACCACGAAUCCACCGGCGAAUAUUAUUCCGUUGCUCACGCUGGUGCAGGUGAAGGUGAACGUGCUGAAGGCGCAGGUCGAGAGUUUGAUCAACAAGAAGGUGAUGGAGUGUCAGGGAUAUGGGUAUGAGGUGGAAACCGCCGGCCCCAUAGAUCCAGCCGUGCUCUGCACCAAGACGAACGAGGAGUUGCGACACCUGCUCGCCGUCUUGAGGCAAAAGGAAACCGACGAGCAACUUAACGUGAACUACUCGCCUUAUAGCUCGCAAAGAGUGAUCGCCGAGAGCCGUUUAAUCACCGUCCGAGCGAAAAUCCGGCAAGUGGAGAUGGAAUUCGAUAGAAGGAGAAGUGUCGCGAUACCCCUGCCUCUGCCCACCCUCACCUCGAGAGCCAUCCAACAAUUCUCCGAAUCCAGAUGCAUGUUCGGUAUCGCGGACGCGCAUCUGUUCGAGCCUUACGUGCAGGGCAAGAUAUUCGAGUCGCCCGAUCCGUUUUCACACUGCCCACGCAGCCAUAAGAAGCUUUGCCUGCAACCGCGUGAAUAUUUCCAGGAUUCAGUAUGCAUAAGGCGAAAUGUUAAAAUAAGGGAUACGUCUGAUACUGGAACCGCGAUGCAUAAAGACACGGGGACUGGGGAGAGUGGUGCGAAGAGUACAAAGGAGAAAGGGGUUGAAUCGAAGUCGAGCGUGGAGAUCUGCACCUGUGAGACGACUUCGUCCGAGGAGAGCAUUGAUGAGGAUAAAAAAAAACUCCAAUUAAAUAUCGACCAAAAAGGAAACGCGUAUAAUGUGAAAUGUGCAUCGUUAUUGAAACUGCCGCCCCACAUCGUUACGAGAGUUGAGGUUUGCAAGGCUGGAGAGUUGAAAAAGAUGAGGAAAGAAAGAGAAGAAACGGAUGAGAGUGCGAAAGAUGAUGAAAACGAGAAGGUUUGUGAAGUAAAACCGAUAGAUACGAAGAUUGCUCGUAGCAGUGAAACGACUAAAAUUGAGAAUGAGGUUAAAAUGUUAAGAAUUGAAAAGAAGUCUGAAAUUAUUGGGCCGAUUCAGAUAAAGAUUAAAAGUAGGGAAAGUGUGAGAACGUGUAAAACCAGUAAGGCUGAUGUGUCAAAGAAGAAGGUGUUUGAUUGUAAAUAUAUUUCUAUUAAGGAACCAGAAGAAAGUGAGGAGCAUGAUAAAAAGAAGAUAUUUCAUGUAAUCAAGGAAAGAAGAAAAGAGAGCCAAAAAACGAAAAAAGUUACAUCGGAACCAAAUUUAGAAUUAGAAAGCAUAGAAAAAGAUGUUUCAAUAAAGGAUAAACCAAUAGAAAAAACAACUAAAGCCAGUGAAACUGAUGUGUUAAAAAAGAUGGUGCUUGAUUAUAAAUACAUUUUUAUUAAGGGACCAGAAGAAAGUGAGGAACAUGAUAAAAAAAAGAUAUUUCAUGCAAUCAAAGAAAGAAGAAAAAAGAGUCAAAAAGCGAAAAAAAUUACAUCGGAACCAAAAUUAGAAUUAGAAAGUAUAGAAAAAGAUGGUACAGAUGUUUUAAUUAAGAAUGAACCAGUCGAAAAAAUGACUAAAGCCAGUGAGAUUGAAGUGUCAAAGAAGCAGGUGCUUGAUUGUAAAUAUAUUUCUAUUAAGGAACCAGAAGAAAGUGAGGAGCACGAUAAAAAGAAGAUAUUUCAUUUAAUCAAAGAAAGAAAAAAAGAAAGUCAAAAAACGAAAAAAGUUACAUCGGAACCAAAAUUAGAAUUAGAAAGCAUAGAAAAAAAUAAUGCAGAUAUUUCAAUUAAGGAUGAACCAAUCGCAAAAACCAAUAAAGCCAAUGAGAUUGAAAUGUCAAAGAAACAAGUUGAUUGUAAAUACAUUUCUAUUAAGGAACCAGAACAAAGUGAGGAGCAUGAUAAAAAGAAGAUAUUUCAUGCAAUCAAAGAAAGAAAAAAAGAAAGUCAAAAAACGAAAAAAGUUACAUCGGAACCAAAAUUAGAAUUAGAAAGCAUAGAAAAAAAUAAUGCAGAUAUUUCAAUUAAGGAUGAACCAAUCGAAAAAACCAGUAAAGCGAAUGAGAUUGAAGUUUCAAAGAAGCAAGUGCUUGAUUGUAAAUACAUUUCUAUUAAAGAACCAGAAGAAAGUGAGGAGCACGAUAAAAAGAAGAUAUUUCAUGUAAUCAAGGAAAGAAGAAAAGAGAGUCAAAAAACGAAAAAAGUUACAUCGGAACCAAAAUUAGAAUUAGAAAGCACAGAAAAAAAUGAUGCAGAUGUUUCAAUUAAAAAUGAAUCAGUCGAAAAAACAACUAAAGCCAGUGAAACUGAUGUGCUAAAGAAGAUGGUGCUUGAUUACAAAUACAUUUUUAUUAAGGAACCAGAAGAAAGUGAGGAGCACGAUAAAAAGAAGAUAUUUCAUGUAAUCAAGGAAAGAAGAAAAGAGAGUCAAAAAACGAAAAAAGUUACAUCGGAACCAAAAUUAGAAUUAGAAAGUACAGAAAAAGAUGAUGCAGAUGUUUCAAUUAAAGAUGAAUCAAUCGAAAAAACAAGUAAAGCCAGUGAGACUGAUGUGUUAAAGAAGAUGGUGCUUGAUUACAAAUACAUUUUUAUUAAGGAACCAGAAGAAAGUGAGGAGCACGAUAAAAAGAAGAUAUUUCAUAUAAUUAAGGAAAGAACAAAAAAGAGUCAAAAAACGAAAAAAGAUACAUCGGAACCAAAAUUAGAAUUAGAAAGCAUAGAAAAAGAUGAUACAGAUGUUUCAAUUAAAGAUGAACCAAUCAAAGAAACCAGUAAAACUGAUGUGUUAAAGAAGAAAGUACUUGAUUAUACAUACAUUAUGGAACCAGAAGAAAAUGACGAGCAUAAUAAAAAGAAGAUAUUUCAUGUAAUCAAGGAAAGAAAAAAAGAAAGUAAAAAAAAAAAAGAAUUUACAUCAGAUCAUACAAAAGUAGAAUUAGAAAAUUUAGGAAAAGAUGAUACAGAUGUUUCAAUUAAAGAUGAAUCAGUUGAAAAGAUAAAAUUUGCUUAUUUUCCUUUCAAAAAACUGGAAAAAUUAAAAAAAUCAAUUUCGUUUUCUACGUACGCUCCAGACAAAGAAAACGCAAAAAAUGAUGAAGUUGCAAAAGAUGAUGAAAUUGCAAAAGAUGAUGAAGUUGCAAAAGAUGAUGAAGUUGAAAAAGAUGAACAUAACGAAUUCGAAAAAACAAAGAAAAAUGCAAAGAAAAAAAAUGUACAGUUCGUUUCUACAAUGACCCACAUAAAAUAUGAUAAAAAUUUUGGCGAUUUUUACGGAUGGGAUAUUAAAGAUUAUUCGGUUCAAACGACUGAAAAUCAAUGCAAAGAAAACGUUGAAUGUGAUUCAUUGAAGAAUGUUAGUAAAGAAAAUGAAACUGAAGACGAUGAUGUAUAUUUUCUUUCAAAGAAAGAAAAUUGCUCGAUUGUAUCUGGUAAUCAAAAAUGUGAAUCAAUAGUCCCAACAGUUUCGAGUAUCGAAAUGAGCAAUAAAAUUGAAAAAUGUACAAUUGUUGAAAAAAUGUUUCCAAAGAAUUGUCGAAUAAAUGAUGAGAAAACGGCAAAUGGACUCAAGCAAUUUCCACCAUUGAAGUAUGCACAUCAAAAGAUAGCAGAAACAACAGAAACUAAUAUCUCAGACAAUACAGUCCAUGAAAAAGAAUCGAAUUCCUCCAAGAUCGUUUGCGAUAGAAGUAGUUCUUAUCAUAGUAUUUCAAGAAUGGAAAAUAAUAUUAUUUCUGUGAUAUUCUCUAGGAUUGAGAAUCGAUUCGCAUCAUUCAAUUCGUUGUUAAGAAAUAUACCAAAUUUCUACGACAUUCUAUCGAAUUUUCAUUUCCACAAAUUGUCAAGUAACACUCACGAUAAAAAUAUACAGCAUUCGAAUCGACAAAUUACCAGAAAUAAAAAUAAAAAAUCUCAGAAAGAUGAUUGGAUUUUACUUCCCUCGAAUGCUUAUAGCGAUCACAAAUGCGACACUUCCGACGGAAAUCGCAUUUCGGUCGGUGAACAGUGUAAUAAUGUGCGUUUAGUGAAACAUUCUAUAAUUGUGGAUGAAGAAAAGAAGAAUUAUUUGCUUAUUACGGGUUCCGUUAAUAAUCAAUUUCGACAAUUGUUGAAAAACGGUUUCGAACAACCUUAUUAUACUCGUAGAAGUAUAGUGAUAAGAAGUCGAUUGAAAAAUUCCAAAAAUUCGAAACAGGAACAUGUCCAUCCUUUUACGAUAUUUAAGCGAAUUAAAAAAAAUAAAAUUGACAUGUCUCAGGCAUCGUCGUGCAUCGAACAUCACUUAGAAACUAGAGAAAAAUUGUUAGUCUUACCUAGAAUACCGGAAGAUAUACAAUCUCUAUCUAAUAGUGAACAUAGAGAUGAAUUUGUAGCAAUAUUUAAAAACGAAAUAAUGCAACGAAACAGUAAUUCUGAUACUACUAUUAACUACUCUAAUGUUUCUAAUGAUUAUUCAUCAACUGAAAAUGAGGUAAUGAAGAAUUUUAGUGAGAAAUUUUAGUAGAAAUAAAUACAGAGAUGUAAAUUUGAACGAAUAUCACGAUUUUAUUAGCGUUUGGCAGUAAAGUAUAACAUUGGAGAUUAAAUAAAGAAGAAAAAAAUAAUGAUAUAAGACAAACGAAUCUUUUACAAAUUUUCUUUUUGUGCGAAAUAAAAAAUUCUCUUCGAACUAUACCUCCCGUUGUAAUAGUUGUACUUUUCUGAAACAUCAUACGAAUGGCUCUCUAAUCGCUGGAUGUCUUUGGAAGACCCAACUAUAUCAAUGAAAAUGCAAAUUUUUAUUUGUAUAUACAUAAUAUAUGAUUUAUCCUCUCGAUAAAAGAAAACAUGAACAUAUACAUUUCAUAGUUGGAAAUAAUUAAAACCGAUGAACGAAUGCAGUAUACCUUCUUCCAUAUUUUUAUUAAUUGUUAAUGCUUCAUUUGAUGCUUGUUCUUCUGGUUAAUGAACCACAAUUUAUUUCUAUUGUUAGCUGUCUAUUGAGAAUCUUUAGAAUCUGUAGUAACAAUGCGACCACACAGGUAGAACGCAUGAACACCCACGAUAUCGUACAGUUCAGUUUUUUGGAGGCCAGAAUGAAAACUCUUAAUAUAAUUCAUAUCAUGUGCUAUUGUCAUAUUCAUCCGCAUCAAUGCAAAGGCAUUCAAUUUUUCAAAUUCAGAUACAUUCGUGUAUUAUAAGCUAUAGUUUGUCCAAGAUCAAUUAAUUGAUCAAAAUCAAAUUGAAGAAAAAAAUCCUUUAUUAUAGCACGUAAUAUUUAUUCCACUAUAUUGUUUAUUUUGAAAAUGAAAAACAUAAAUAUAAAGACAUAAUGUAAACUUAAGCUUUGUCGUAAAUAUAUAUGAAAAUAAUUGAUACAUUUCAUAAGUUUGAAAAAGAAAAUAUGCUUUAGUUUAUCUCAAAAAAAUGAUAUUGAAUAAUCAAUAAAUUUUGAACAAACUUUAGCGAAUUCAUUCAAUUUAUGAAUAUCGUAUCGUAAACUUGUUAUUCAAUAUGUAUAUACAUAUACACACAUACAUAUAUAUACAUAUUAAAUUUCUUAUAAGCUAACAAAUUUAUCAUCAAAUUUAUAAUAAGUAAAAAAUAAAAGAAUCUAACACACUGGUCGCAUUCAUAAAAGUUUAACGCUGUUUUGUAAUAAAGUCUCGCUUAUAUAUUAAAUUACACAGGAUAAUUAUGAAAUAAUGUCUUUCACACCACACUAUAAAUACGAUGCUGUUUAAAAAAUAUAAUAUGACAAACUGCAGUUUCAGUAUUCAACGUAAGAAUAUGAAAAAUAUCAAAGCAGUGAAAACUGAUAUUCUAUACGGAUUAUAUUGGAUGUGAAAUAUAUAUAUAUAUGUCGUGACAUAUCCACAAAUGUUGGUUUUUAUAAUUGCAAAAUAUAUUGUUAUGCAAAAAAAAAAAAAAAAAAACAGGUCAAAAAUAUAACGCCAUUAAAAAAAUUUUAGGUACUGGAUUAGAGCCAUAUACAUUAUAUUACAUACUAUAGAAGUUAUAAACGGACUGACAGCUUAUAAAUACGCUAUAUAUUUAUUACAGCUAUUCACUACUUUCAAACUAGACACGUACAUUUGCGAAACAGAUCUAGUAUAUCCUUAUAAAAUUAUUUCUUACAAAGCUCCGUUUAGUUAAGACAGUUUUUAUUUCGAAUAUUGCAAGUAAUGAAAGAAUGCGAGGAACUGAGUAUAUUAGCUUUGAUUUUCUGAUUUCUGUAUCCUGAUAGAAAUUAUGUAUAUAAAUAUAAUUAGAUAUUAAAAAACGAAAUAUUAUUAAAAGGAAUAUUAUUUGCUCAAAAUAAAAAGCAUUGCAUACCAAUUGUUCACAGUUUUUUUAACAAAUUAUUUAUUCAAUGAUUCAAUAUUGUUAUAUUUUUUUCUAUUUCGCUUGAAGCUUUCUAUCAUCUACGAAUAAAUAUCAUUAGUCCGUUAUAACCAUUGGAAAAAGUAUUAAAUAAGUCGUGGCUCUUAUAUUACAAAGGAAGAUAUAGAAUAACACGAAAGGUCUAUGAUUUAAUUAUUUUAAAUAUAUAAUUAUCCGAUCUUUCUAUAUCAUUGCAUGGUGCAAUUAAAAUAUGGACAUUCGUAUAAAAUAACCACCUUAAAAAUUUAAAACAAACAAUAUGCACAAUCCGUGUUAAAUCUUCUAACCAAUAUCAAUCUGUACUUGAAAUAUUAAUUCUUAUUUUCCUUUUCUGACAAUCGGAUAUGUACAAAAGUAUUUACAAAUACAUUUACAUCGCUAAUAUAUAUUCAAAUAUCUCACGAGAUAACUUAAAUAAUUGUAUAUAAUGGUUUCAAUAAUUUAGUCAAAAAUUAAUACUUCCUAUGAUAAAUCUUUGAUUAAAAAAAACUUAUAUAACUAACAAGUACUUGUAAUCUACAUUUGCUAUAAUACGAUACAAAGAUCUCUGUGACAAAUAGUUGAUAAUAAAAAUCUAGUUAUCUUUUUCUCUUCUAUCGUUACAUAUAAGUGAAAAAAUUCGAAUAUCCACCCUUAUAUAAGUUAAGUCCAAAAGAUUAUUUUAUAAUAGAUAUUUGUAGUGAAUAAUUCUUCAUCUUUAAAUUCAGUUCAAUGUAAGGCGCUUCUUACACUUGGAAAUAUAUUUCGAGUCAUAAAAAUGACAAAAUUAUUCAAAAAUCACGAGAUUAAACAGUUUUAUAAAAACUGCCGUUCUCGACUUUAUAAUAAUGUGACUGUAAAAGAAAAUAUUUAAAAAAGAUAAAAAAAAGAAAAAAAAUAAAAUAUUUAAAUUCUGAAUAUCUUUUCAAAUACUACCUGAAUUUCGGAUGUACAAGUUGAACUUCUUUUAUUCAAGAAUUACAACUUGGCCAAAGGCACGAUUGAUGUAUGUUAAUUUAUGUAUGCAAAUUAUUUUCAUACAAGAAAAAACUAAAAAUAUAUAUCUUUAAAAAUAAUAUUAAUGAUAAUAAUAUUAAUAAUAAUAAUAAUAAUAAUAAUAAUAAUAAUAAUAAUAAUAGCAAUAAUAAUAACAAUAAAUACAAGCAAUGUAGAUGCUACUUUUGUACAAUAAAAAUGUACAAUAGAAAAUUGUUUUUUCUAGCAAAAAGUAUUUAGAGCCACUACUUUUGCCCCAGAUUUAAAAAAAGUUCCAAAAACGCUAAUUCCAUUUUUUUCUCUAUCUUUUCUACAUUAAUCUAUGAUGAUAAGUAGCAUUUUUUUUCUUUUUUUUCUUUCUUUUUUUUUUUUUUUUUU